UACCCUUUAAAAAACAUUUUGGAUUACGGGAAAAUUACAUUUACAGGAAUUAUUUAUGUCAAUUGAUUAAUUUUUAUUGCAUGCAUCUAGUAGGAGCGCGAUUUAUUUCGCAAUAUUAAUAAAAUAAUUCAUCGGGUGCGCAUGAAUCUCUGAAAUCUGCCUCGUUAACCGGCUUCCGCCCUCUCAGGUCCUUUUCCUUCGCCAAAAGGUUCAUCAUGUCGGCUCAUCUGCAGUGGAUGGUCAUCAGGAACUGCUCCAGCUUCCUCAUCAAGAGGAACGGACAGACUUACAGCACUGAGCCCAACAAUCUGAAGGCCAGGAACUCUUUCCGCUUUAAUGGCCUGGUGCACAAAAAGACUGUUGGUGUGCAGCCUGCUGCUGAUGGCAAGGGGAUAGUGGUGGUGCUGAAGAAACGUGCAGGUCAGAACAAGCCUGCUAGUUCCUACAACAAGAUCACCAUCAACAAGAACUCCCGUGCCACGCUCAACAGCCUGAGGCACAUCAUUCGCAAGAACAGCUACAGGAAGGACCUGCGCAUGGCUGCUCUGCGUCGUGCGAGCGCCAUUCUGAAGAGCCAGAAGCCUGUCGUGGUGAAAAAGAAGCGCACCAGGGCUACAAAGACAGCAUAAACUGCAACACAUGAUUAAUAAAUAAAAAAAAUCUGUUGGGGAAAAUACA
This is a messenger RNA of Oryzias latipes (Japanese medaka), 678 nucleotides long. RefSeq names its product ribosomal protein L28 (gene rpl28). Gene Ontology annotation, molecular function: structural constituent of ribosome. The record is from RefSeq and is a predicted model, not a curated record. Gene Ontology annotation, biological process: translation. NCBI's taxonomy places the organism in Eukaryota, Metazoa, Chordata, Actinopteri, Beloniformes, Adrianichthyidae. Gene Ontology annotation, cellular component: ribosome.